Messenger RNA from Oncorhynchus masou masou (cherry salmon), 5832 nucleotides. RefSeq names its product BDNF/NT-3 growth factors receptor-like. Gene Ontology annotation, molecular function: ATP binding; brain-derived neurotrophic factor receptor activity; brain-derived neurotrophic factor binding. The record is from RefSeq and is a predicted model, not a curated record. Gene Ontology annotation, cellular component: signaling receptor complex; axon; plasma membrane. Gene Ontology annotation, biological process: protein phosphorylation; cellular response to brain-derived neurotrophic factor stimulus; cell surface receptor protein tyrosine kinase signaling pathway. The transcript is spliced from 18 exons. Lineage: Eukaryota; Metazoa; Chordata; Actinopteri; Salmoniformes; Salmonidae. Bases 604 to 3015 code for a protein of 803 amino acids.
CCGCCGGUGAAUGACGGGGAGGAGAGCCCUUUAACCCCUGGCCAUCUGGAACAAUCAGCGUGGAAUCGGAACUAAAACAAUGGCUGGAGGGCGUAUUCUUGACGGCGAUCUAUAAAAUGCUGUAUGUUUUGAUGUUGGUUGGCCUACCCGCGCCGCCUCCUCCUCAGUGCACUGCUUGAACAACGCGACAAUAAACGGUGUGCGUUUUCAGCUCCGUCGUCUCUGUUCAUUAUCUAUUCAUCCACGGCUCUGCCUCUGGCAGACCUGCACAGGACAUAGGGUUUUGUGUGGAAUUAUAAGUGCCAGUGUCAUCUGACUGAGAGAGAGAGAGAGAGAGAGAGAGAGAGAGAGAGAGAGAGAGAGAGAGAGAGAGAGAGAGAGAGAGAGAGAGAGAGAAUCCUUGGCAUACACACACGUCGGUGUCUCAAUGUGAAUUUGAGUGACAGGCUGGAUUCUUGUGGAGACGAACGGAACGGAUAAACCCAUUUUCAGCAUCUCACUCAUUUGCGCGGAGAGCGGCUGGUGCCUGCUCGUCUGGAUUGAGCAUUUGACAGCGUCUCUUUCUGCUGGAGCUUGGCUUAUCCACGCCGUCCCUGGUCGGGCAUGGAGGGAGCCGAGAUGAGCGCCUUUCGGAGGGGUAGUGGGGUGUUUCUGUUCGGGUUGUGUUGCGUACUAAUGGGACUGUGGAGGCUCGGGGCCGCCUGCCCCGCGUCCUGCUCCUGCAGCGGGACCAGGAUCGCCUGUGUGGAUCAGGAGCGGAGUAUCAUGGCUUUUCCCGUGUUGCAGUCGGAGCUGGAGAUGGACAACAUUACCGACAUAUAUAUUGCAAACCAAAGUAGCUUCUCGUCCAUCAAUGACAAAGACCUGCAUUAUUACCGGAACCUCACGAAUCUAACUGUGACUAACAGCCGGCUUACCUAUGUAUCUCGACUGGCCUUCCAGAACAACCUCAAGCUUCAGUAUCUGAAUUUGAAAGACAACAACCUGUCAUCUCUGUCUUGGAGGAUAUUUCGACAUUUAAACAUAUCAAAUCUGAUUCUUUCAGGGAACCCGCUGCACUGUUCCUGUGAGAACAUAUGGAUGAAGCUGUGGCUGGGAGAGGAGGCCGAUGCUCAGGACCUCCAAUGUACAGCGGAGGGUGGCGGAAGGAAGCCCCUGACCAGGCUCAAGCUCCCUCACUGCAUGGUUCCCAUGGCGACUCUGAGCCCGUCCAAGGUGAUGGUGCAGGAGGGUGCUGAUGUGGUGCUGACAUGCAACACCUCCGGAGAGCCCUCUCCUGAGCUCAUCUGGAAAAUGACCCCACUCAUCUCCUACUAUGAGAUUGAGACCUCGGGCCAAGUGUCUGAGCUUCAUCUCUAUAACCUCUCCUCCCUGGACAACAACUGUAAGAUCACCUGCAGUGCUGGGAACAUUGUGGGAGAGAAUGAGUCCACAGUCCUCCUCAACAUCCUCUUUCCCCCUAACAUCAGUAAGUUGAGUGAUGCCUACCAGGACCACCACUGGUGCAUCCCAUUCAGUAUGUCUGGGAACCCAAAGCCCGAGCUCCGCUGGCUGUUAGACGGGGAGCCGGUCAUUGAGGGACCCUACAUCAUGACCAUGAUCCAUGACUUCUCUGAGAGGGAGUACCACGGCUGCCUGCAGCUGGAUAGCCCCACACACAUCAACAACGGACCGUACACCCUGCUGGCCAGCAACAAGUACGGACAGGACCGCAAGACCGUCAAUGCCCACUUCAUGCACAACCCCUUCGAGGGAGGAACAGUGACAGAACCUCUUUACUAUGACCCAACUACAGACGACACACCUCUAGAUCCACCGGAAGACAGAGUUGCUGUGUACGUGGUCGUAGGGAUUGCAGCCGUAGCCUUCACGGGUUUCCUCUUGAUGCUGGUCAUCCUAAAAUUCGGGGGGAACUCAAAGUUUGGAAUCAAAGGUGCAUCGUCUGUGAUCAGCAACGAUGACGACUCAGCCUCUCCUCUCCACCACGUGUCCAACGGCAGUAACACUCCGUCCUCCUCUGAGAUGGGCCCAGACGCCGUCAUCAUUGGCAUGACCAAGAUCCCCGUCAUCGAGAACCCUCAGUACUUCCGCAGCAACAGCAUGCUCAAAUCAGACACCUUUGUCCAGCACAUCAAGAGGCACAAUAUAGUUCUGAAGAGGGAGUUGGGAGAAGGGGCAUUUGGCAAGGUUUUCCUGGCCGAGUGCUAUAACCUGUCUCCUGAGCUCGACAAGAUCCUGGUGGCUGUCAAGACCCUGAAAGAGGCCAGUGAGAAUGCGAGGAAGGACUUCCAUCGAGAGGCCGAGUUGCUGACCAACCUGCAGCACGAGCAUAUCGUCACCUUCUACGGUGUGUGUGUGGAGAGCGACCCCCUCAUCAUGGUGUUUGAGUACAUGAAGCACGGGGACCUCAACAAGUUCCUCAGGGCCCACGGUCCCGACUCUGUGAUGAUGGGUGACGGUCCGACAAACCGACCCGUGGAGCUGACCCAGUCCCAGAUGCUGCACAUCGCCCAGCAGAUCGCUGCAGGCAUGGUCUACCUGGCCUCCCAGCACUUUGUCCACCGAGACCUGGCCACACGUAACUGUCUGGUGGGAGAGAACCUGCUGGUGAAGAUCGGUGACUUCGGCAUGUCCCGGGACGUGUACAGCACGGACUACUACAGGGUAAGUGUGGGCGGUCACACCAUGCUGCCCAUCCGCUGGAUGCCUCCAGAGAGCAUCAUGUACAGGAAGUUCACCACAGAGAGUGACGUGUGGAGUCUGGGCGUGGUCCUCUGGGAGAUCUUCACCUACGGCAAACAGCCCUGGUACCAGCUCUCCAACAACGAGGUGAUUGAGUGCAUUACACAGGGGCGUGUCCUGCAGCGGCCUCGCACCUGUCCCAAAGAGGUGUACGACCUGAUGCUGGGGUGCUGGCAGAGAGAGCCCCACAUGAGACACCACAUCAAGGAGAUCCACAGCCUACUGCUAAACCUAGCCAAAGCCUCUCCUGUCUACCUGGACAUCCUGGGCUGAGCGGGUGUGCGUGUGUGCGUAUGCGCACAUGCACGUGGCUGUACAAUACAAGAGAGAAUGAGUGUGUGCCUGUACGUGUGUGUCUAUUGAUGCACCUGUCCUUGAGUGUGUUUUAAGCUACGAUCAAACUCUUUAAGGCAAUCAGAAGAUUCCCCAACUGUUCCCUUGUGCCCUCCCCUCUCCUCUCGCUCUCUCUAUCUCUCUCUUACUUUCUGCCUACUUCUACUCUUUCAUGCAUCUCUUAACCUACCACCUUCUUCCUGCUCAAGAUACUUUAAGAAUGGUUUGCAGUGGGAAGGCUUCUCGCAUCGGCACAAAGGAUUUUAAACUGUGGCUAAGUAGUCUACAGUAAAUGGCUGAGGGCUCUAUUCGAGCAGGCAGUGGGGUUUUUUCCCAAUUCUGCAAGCGCCAUCCUUCUGUAAAUAAAACCCCUGAGGUCGAGAAGAGGUGCCUCCACUGCAGAUAGGCUGUUUCUUCUCUGUACAUAGAGGACCAGACAUCGGACCCCGCAAUGUCCUGCAAAGAGUUGUGAUUCGUUGCUCCGUGGAAGGAGAUAUGGAAGCAACCAGACUGUUAUUUUCCCCUCAUGUCAACAAGUCAUGACAUAACAAGAUAUAGUAUUUCCCCUCAUGCUGAUGAGCAGCAACAAAUGACAUGCUAUUGUAUAACUGAAGCAAUGAUGAAAGUAAACUUAAAAGGGAGAUUUGUGGCUGUUCACCAGUGGGUGCUCUUCAGCUGUCUGUCUGUUGUCAUUGUCUGUGACUAUGUACACGAAAGAGGGUUUUUGAUACAUUUUGGGGGAUGAAGAUGUUUUAAUUCCCAUGUCAAGUGCUGAUGUCAUGUAAUUUAUCGAUGUAUGUGUCCAACAUUCUCGGACAAUCCUGAGACAGAGUCUGUGUCAGAUCGCCCAUCAUGGUCAGUGGCGAGGAUCUCCGUUUAGGCGUGGUUGGGUCAACUGUGGUAGAAUCCUGGCACACACACAUAUCCCCCACCCCCUACUACUACACACACACACUCAAAAGGCUUCUGCAGGAAAUUGAAUUCUGCAUGUUUUAUUAUUUUAGCCCCACAGUGCUUUAGCGACGGAGCCCCAGCCCUCGUCAGUAAUGGUGUAAUGUAUAUUUCAUUAAGGAGCUAAUGUUGGCCAUUAGCACAGUCUCCCCCUCAGACAUUUAAGACGUAUUGUUUAAUGGGAGAGGGGGAAAGGAGAUGAGGAAGUGGAGGAGAGAAAGACGGUGAGAUAGAGAGGAGUGGAGAGAGAGAGAGAGAGAGAGAGAGAGAGAGAGAGAGAGAGAGAGGAGGCCUGAAUGUCUGCGGGGAAAUAGUGAGAUAACAUCCAUCAUAGUGCGGUCUUGUCGGUUUUCGAACCCACAGCUGUUUGCUUCACACACCUCGCAUUCCUGUGGUGGGUUCCUCAACCACACACACAGACACAGACACACACACACACCACCCACAAAACCUUCUCUUACACAUUCAAGGUCAACUGUAGGCUCACCUAGACUUUCAAGAUCAAACGCCUGCAUUAUCAUAGACACACAAUAAACAGACUUACUGAGAUGUAAUAACGUCAUACAAGGCUGUUUGAGUAUCAUGAUAUUGUCAUAUGCUUCUGUAACUGAUUGCAUGUGACUGGUUUGGUCAUAUCCUCAGUACUUGAUGGUAUUGAUAUUUGUGUUCUUAAUUAUUAUUUUAUUAAAAAAUUAUACAUUUUUUACGAGACAACGUUUCUGAGGUCUAAGUCAAUUAUGUGGUCUGAAUCGGGGCCUGACUCCAAUUUAAAGUGAUCUAAUUGAUUAUGCUGACAGUAUUAUGUGCGUGUGCCUCCGAAAGAGUGCAAUACUUGGGCCCACAUUGGGCUGUGGUCAAAAGUAGUGCACUAUACAGGGAAUAGGGUGUCAUUGCAGACGUAGACUGUGUGUGUCUGUUUGGGUCCUUGCACAUGCUCUUUGUUGCAUUUUCCUGCCUGCCUCUUGAAACAAACAUUAGAUCCAAUAAUGUACCAUCCGUUCCACAAAGAGAAUGAAUGUCUUUCUGUGCGAGAGCAAGUAGAAAAUGCUUCACAGGUAUUCAAUAUUGUUUACACAAUAACGCUGUGCAAUACAAAGCAACAUUGUGUGCAACAACCUUCAGUGCGAGAGUAGUUGGCAGUGAAAUAACUGCUCAUGUGAGAAAGAGCACUAUGUGUCCAUUGGAACUAAGAAACCACUCUUAAAGCGCUUAUAGCCUACAUGAAUUGGCUAAAGUGGGACAUGGCAGUGGUGGCGAGUAAGUGAAUUGUCUGUCAGAGGACUGCACUGGAAGACGUUUCUAUGUGGCUCUUUUCCAUCACCAUGGACCCAGUCUGAGUUUACUCUACAUCCUGGUCAAGCUACUGUGACUAAUUAUGGAGCCUUCCCAGAAUCCUAUCUGUUGGAGGUUCAACAUUUCCGCCUACCGCUCGGCUCUAGGCAAUGGGCGGCACCAAUCGCAGUGCUAUCGUUAUCUUUGCUAAAGACAAAUGGACACCUCAAAAAGGACUGACAAUCACAACCCUUAACAAGUGACCUGCUGUGUAGUUACGAACCUCUCCUCUCUCGAUGUAUCUUCACUUUCUUUCUUUCUCGUUCUCUCCCAGCUGUUACACUGUCCAACUGUGGCAUCCCUGAUGGGUCAGGGAGAGGCGUGUGUAUACGACCCAUGUGGCUCUGAUGGCUUUAGUCUCAGUGCUGUGACUGGAGUUUCUCAGAACGUGUGUAAUACUAAUGUGACCAGCUUCUCUCGAUGAACGGACCAGUCUGUUGUGACACGGUAUCAUUAAUAAAAGUGUUAUGUCUU